UAUCGCAGAAUGCAUUAUUGGUGGAAGCGACAGGUAUCAUUCGUUAUUGUUCCACCUCCUUCCAAAAAAAGGAGCAGCAUCUACGUAGUCAUUUUUCUACAAGUCUAGCUUAUGACGCCAUAAUGUCGUUUGUUACAAAGGCAAAAUGUCCGCCCAGCGCGCGUCCUUAUACAAAGCUAGCACCCAAACGCAUCGAAUGCUGUCUCUUAUUAUUUGGGAGCGUCAUCAGAUGUCCAUGAGAAUCAUGUCUAAUCUUAAAGGCGAAACCAAGAAGGAAGCAAAAAUGAGGAUACGCGCUUUCCCUAUGACAAUGGAUGAGAAGUAUGUGGAAAAUAUCUGGGCCCUGCUAAAGAAUGCCAUCCACGAGAUCCAGAGGAAGAACAACAGUGGGCUGAGCUUCGAAGAGCUGUACAGGAAUGCCUACACCAUGGUGCUCCACAAGCAUGGGGAGAAGCUCUAUACAGGCCUAAGGGAGGUUGUCACAGAGCAUCUCAUCAACAAAGUACGACAAGAUGUCCUCAAAUGUCUAAAUAACAAAUGUCUGCAAAUACUAAAUCAAGAAUGGAAUGACCAUCAAACUGCCACCAUCAUGAUUAGAGACAUCCUCAUGUACAUGGACCGAGUUUAUGUUCAGCAAAACAAUGUGGAGAAUGUGUACAACCUCAGCGUCAUCGUAUUCAGAGACCAGGUGGUUCACUACAGCUGCAUUCGAGAACACCUAUGGCAGACGCUACUGGACAUGAUUAAACGAGAGAGGAGGGGAGAAGUUGUGGACAGGGGAUCCAUCAGAAACACCUGCCAGAUGCUGAUGAUUCUCGGCCUUGACAGCAGGAUUGUGUAUGAGGAAGACUUUGAGCGUCCAUUCUUAGAAAUGUCAGCCGAAUUCUACCAGAUGGAAAGCCAAAGGUUUCUCACAGAAAACAGCACCAGCAUCUACAUCAAGAAGGUGGAGGCCAGAAUCAACGAGGAGAUCGAGCGGGUCAAACAUUGCUUAGACAAGUCAACGGAGGAGUCAAUUGUCAAGGUGGUUGAAAGGGAGCUGAUAACUAAACAUAUGAAAACCAUAGUGGAGAUGGAGAACUCCGGCAUGGUCCACAUGCUCCACAAUGGCAUAACAGAAGGUAGAGUAACCUUGGAAUUUGUCCUACGUAAACUAUUUCACUUAUUUGUGUUCUCCUUGCUUCUGCCCACAGACCUUUUGUGCAUGUACAAGCUGUUCAGCCGUGUACCAAAUGGCCUAAAAACAAUGUGUGAUUGUAUGAGCUUGUACUUGAGAGAGCAGGGCAGGGCUCUAGUAUCAGAGGAAGGAGAGGGCAAAAACCCAGUCGACUAUAUACAGGGCCUGCUAAACCUGAAGACGGUGUUUGACCAUUUCCUGCACAAGUCUUUUAACAAUGACAAACUAUUCAAACAAACCAUAGCAGGAGACUUUGAGUAUUUCCUCAAUCUCAACUCCCGCUCACCAGAGUACCUAUCACUUUUCAUCGACGAUAAGCUCAAGAAAGGAGUACGAGGGUUGACAGAACAGGAGGUGGAGUUGAUUCUGGACAAGACCAUGGUGUUGUUCAGGUUUCUGCAAGAGAAAGAUGUUUUUGAAAGGUACUACAAGCAGCAUCUGGGCCGCAGACUGCUGAGCAACAAGAGCGUCUCGGACGAUUUAGAGAAGAGCAUGAUCUCCAAGCUCAAAACAGAAUGUGGCUGUCAGUUCACCUCAAAGCUAGAAGGGAUGUUUCGAGAUAUGACCAUCUCCAACACCACCAUGGAUGAGUUCAGACGACACGUACACGUCACGUCGGCCUCUCUAUGUGGCGUGGACUUGACCGUCCGAGUCCUCACUACCGGUUACUGGCCCACGCAGUCAGCAACACCCAGAUGCACCAUCCCUCUUUCCCCUCAGCACGCUUUUGAGGUCUUCAAAAGGUUUUACCUCGCCAAACACAGUGGUAGACAGCUCACGCUGCAACAUCACAUGGGUGGGGCAGAUCUAAUUGCGACUUUCUACGGCGCUUUGAAAAAAGAUGAUGGUUGUGAAGCGAGCGUGGGAGGUGCCCAAAUGAGCGGUUCAAACUCCCGUAAGACCAUUCUGCAGGUGUCCACAUUCCAGAUGACCAUCCUCAUGCUCUUCAACCACAAAGAAUGCUUCUCGUUUGAGGAGAUCCACAAUGAGACAGAUAUUCCCAGAUGGGAGUUAGUGCGAGCAUUGCAGUCUCUAGCCUGCGGGAAGCCCACGCAGAGAGUUCUCACCAAAGAGCCAAAGUCCAAGGAGAUUGAAAACGGACAUGUGUUUACAGUCAAUGACCAGUUUACUGCCAAAGUGCACAGAGUCAAAAUACAGACAGUCGCUGCUAAACAAGGUGAAUCUGACCCAGAGAGGAAAGAGACACAGCAGAAAGUUGAUGACGACAGGAAGGUUAUGAUUGAGGCAGCCAUAGUGCGCAUUAUGAAGUCCAGGAAGAAGAUACAGCACAACGUCCUGGUGGCCGAGGUGACUCAGCAGCUGCAGGCACGCUUCCUCCCCAGCCCCGUGGUCAUCAAAAAGCGCAUAGAGGGACUUAUAGAGAGGGAAUACUUGGCAAGGACUCCAGAAGACCGUAAUAUGUACACCUACAUCGCAUAGAUGGGGUUGUGUAGACGGAGGACGGACUGUGUUCUUUUCUCGGGCCUUACAACUACAAUGUACUAAAAUGGAAGAGAUAUAUACAGAGAAAAUCACAUACUCAGAACCAGUAUUACUCAAGGAAGCCACGUUCGUUCUUCUACCCCGAGAGAUCAGACUGACCAAUCCUUUGUGAAAAAUGUGAAUCUGCACCUUAUUUUUUGUUGUUUGGAUGCUGUAAAAUAAUUUAUUUUAGAAUGUAGAGUGUUAUACAACAAAAAUAAACCGAGGUAAUGCUCAAAUGUGUGUAAUUUAAAUAUGCUGAAACCAAUUUCAUUUUAUAUAAUUACAUUUCUACAUUUAAUUUUAUU
Molecule: messenger RNA, 2967 nt
Organism: Phycodurus eques (leafy seadragon)
Lineage: Eukaryota; Metazoa; Chordata; Actinopteri; Syngnathiformes; Syngnathidae
Product: cullin-3-B-like
Exons: 15
Coding region: 146-2617 (823 amino acids)
Biological process (GO): ubiquitin-dependent protein catabolic process; protein ubiquitination
Cellular component (GO): Cul3-RING ubiquitin ligase complex
Molecular function (GO): ubiquitin protein ligase binding
Source: RefSeq, a predicted model, not a curated record